Alternaria conjuncta is the source of this 948-nucleotide messenger RNA. RefSeq lists its product as uncharacterized. The record is from RefSeq and is a predicted model, not a curated record. NCBI's taxonomy places the organism in Eukaryota, Fungi, Ascomycota, Dothideomycetes, Pleosporales, Pleosporaceae. The transcript has a single exon. Bases 1 to 948 code for a protein of 315 amino acids.
AUGGUCCGCGUCUCCAAAGCCUACCGCUCUGCUGUACAACCCCUUCUCUGGACCAUCAUUGAAAUGCACCGCCCGGGCUUCCAUACGCAAAACGCACAUAAGGAGCUCCGAAUCGAAGAAGCUACAAGUCGCGUGACACCACCUUAUGAUACCGGUCCUCAAAUCAGAUCACUAUACCAGCCAGCUCAGAAGGCGCUCAUCCAAGGCGAGAAGUUUCUCAAUGUAUUCUCGAGUGGUGAAACACCAGGGGAAAGGCUGAUCGAAGAGAGGAAGAAAGAACUAGGCGCGUUGGUGCGGUGGCUCUGUUUGCCGACGCAUUUCGCCGCACCCAAUAGCAUGGCCCGAAGCUUUGCACAUUUUGUGAACUUGGAGCAUCUGGAGAUCUCGUGCUAUUGGAAACCAAAUUCAGGGUUGGAUAAAUCCAAUGUACAGCUGCCGGCAUUGCAAAACUUGAAGACGCUCAAAUUGCGUGGUUAUUUCCCCGAGGAAUUUGUCAGAUGGCUUCUCACGGAACCUGAUCGGAUCGAGGAACUUCAUUUGGCCGUCUUGGAUCGUCCAAUAGGCUGGUCGGAUUCCGAGAAUGCUACACCAGAGGAUCAGAUAUUUGAUUAUCUGGAAGAGAUGACGGAAGGAGGGUGUAUGAAAGUCGAAGAGGUGGACUUGGAGGGUCAAGAAUAUGUUACCGCUCGUGCUCUUGCAUGCCUGGUUCCUGAAAGCAUAUCGAGACUGGUAAGUCUCAAGACACUGCAUCUUUGCAAGCCUGGAGUUGGUACCGAGUACGAGCAAAGAAUGAUGUACUAUUCUACGCCAUCCGACGAGCGAAUUCUGAGGGAGUGGAGCGCUCUGUUCAGAGCGACACGAAAGACGCUGCAACACCUUAUCCUCGAUCAACGACCCAUCGCCGAAGAGAACACGGGGGAUAGCAAUAGUAACAAGGUAAGUCUGUAA